AUGUUUCAUCAACUUUGGGCUUCUAUUUUAUCGUUAUGGGAAUUUAUAUUGAUUGUUUUGACAACACUACCACGUGAUUUAGGUGGUUUGUAUAAACUUUUGAAACAUACUGUGAUAAUUAGAUAUCACAUGUUUCGACGACGAGAUUUCAUUCAAGUAUUCCGUAAAAAUGUAAAACUCCAUGGAUCGAAACCAUGCUUUAUUUUUGAAGAUAAAUCUCUUUCAUUUCAACAGGUGGAAGAUUUAACAAAUCAAUUAGGAAACUUUUUCUCAGCUGAAGGUUUCUCACGUGGUGAUGUCAUUGCACUUAUACUUGAAAAUUCACUUGAAUAUCCAUGUGUCUGGGUUGGUUUAAGUAAAAUUGGCUGUAUUACUGCUUUAAUUAAUACAAAUUUACGUGGCAAACCACUGUUACAUUCCAUUCAAACCGUAAAAGCUAUCAGCAUUAUUACAUCGAAACAAAUUCUUUCAGAAAUUGGAUCUGAAUUAAAAGAAUUAAACAUUAAAAAAAUUUAUUUAUUUGAUCCAAAAUCUACAUCGACAAACAAAAUGAGUAAUGGCAUUGAAUCAGUAUCAUCUUCUGUCGAAACAGUUCAGUUAUAUGAAAAAUUUGAAAUAUGUUCAGUACAACCUCCUAAACCUAUUCCAUACGAUUUAAAACAUCCAGUUUUCUAUAUAUUCACGUCGGGCACAACUGGAUUACCUAAAGCAGCAGUCAUUAAGCAUUCAAGGUUUUUCCUUGGAGCAUAUGGCUUUAUCUGUGCCACUAAUAUCAAACCAGACGAUAUAAUGUACAAUACUCUUCCACUGUAUCAUUCACUUGGGGGUUGGGUUUGCGUCACUUAUAGUCUCUUAGGUGGUUGUACAACAGUGUUGCGUAAAAAAUUUUCAGCUACGAAUUUUUGGAAAGACUGUAUUAAAUAUAAAUGCACGGGUUUUUCAUAUGUCGGUGAAUUAUGUCGAUUUUUACUGGCUCAACCACUAAGUGACAAUGACCGAAAGCAUUCUAUACGUUUUUGCGCUGGUAAUGGCCUUCGACAAAAUAUAUGGACACCAUUUGUUGAAAGAUUUAAUAUAAGUCAGAUUUAUGAAUUUUAUGCUGCUACUGAAAGCAAUGCUUAUUUUUUUAAUCUGGACUCUCAUCCAGGUGCUUGCGGAUUUUAUUCUGUAGCUUUUCCUAGUUUACUUGGUUCUAUUCUUGUUAAAUUCGAUCCCGAUACAAUGGAACCAUUACGUGAUGAAAAAACGAAACUAUGCAUUCGAUGUAAACCAGGUGAACGUGGAUUAUUAUUAGGAAUGAUCAAAACAACCUUAAUGAAUGCAUUUGAUGGUUAUGUUAACAAUCCAUCUGGAACGAAUCGUAAAAUCGUUGAGAAUAUUUAUAAAAUUGGCGAUAAAGCUUUUAAUACAGGCGAUGUCAUAUGUGCUGAUAAAUAUGGAUAUUUCUAUUUUUGUGAUCGAACAGGUGAUACAUUUCGUUGGAAAAGUGAAAAUGUUUCUACAGUUGAAGUAGAAAAUAUUCUUACGAGUAUUUUAAAAAAGAAUGAUAUUGUAGUUUUUGGAGUGGCAAUACCAGGAUUUGAUGGUAAAGCAGGAAUGGCUGUUAUGCUUGAUGAUCCAUCAAUAACAACUGAAUUGAUAAAACUAGUACAAGAAUUAAAAACUCAGGGAUUACCUUCGUAUGCUCGACCAUGUUUUAUUCGUUUGACAAAACGUAUCGAGUUAACAGGUACAUUUAAAGUAAAGAAGACAGCUUUUCAAGACGAAGCAUAUGAUCUAAAUCGUGUAACUGACCCAAUCUAUUAUUUGAAUCAACACAAACAGACUUAUCAACGCUUAACACCUGAAAUUUAUGAAUUAAUACUUCAAGAAGAAAUUAAAUUUUAA
Molecule: messenger RNA, 1887 nt
Organism: Rotaria socialis
Lineage: Eukaryota; Metazoa; Rotifera; Eurotatoria; Philodinida; Philodinidae
Source: the annotation of a GenBank genome assembly